UCAAGACCGAAUACGAUGGAAUCGAAAAUACGCCUACUGUUCGCGACUGCCCAGGUGUUGACAGUGUUGCAGAUCGUUACUGGCGCUAGCGAUUUAGACAUAGCUGCCCGUAUCGUAAGCCAUCAAUGCAAUCAGUACGUGAACUUGGUAUCGACACCGUAUCCGGUGAUGACCCUGGAUCGCGAUUCGCCAAUACGAUACGUGUACGCGCUCAAGUGUCCGUUGCAAAACCCGUUUGUUGUGGGCGGAAUGGCUGCUUCCAAGAAUGAAUUCCCUCACAUGGCAGCACUCGGGUAUCUGAUUCGCGGCUUCAUUCCGAGAGGGGCGAGCAACUUCGAAUUUCUGUGCGGUGGAACACUGAUAAGCGAGCAGUUCAUACUCACGGCGGCACAUUGUAUUAACGACAAUCUCCAUAUGGUACGGAUUGGGGUGGCCGAUCUCGACGAUCCCGAUGCACAAACCUUUUUUAUCGCAGAAAAUUUCACCCACGAGGAGUACUCCCCGGUCACUACGUACAACGACAUCGCUUUGCUUCGUUUGAAGCGAAAUGUCACGGUAACGUUGCAUGUGAGACCGGCCUGUUUGGCUACGGAAAGGACCGAGCAGAUUCAACGGGCUACCGUCACUGGGUGGGGCAGAACCAGUCCAGGUUCGCAAGGCUCACGGCAGCUGAACAAAGUUUCGUUGGACGUUCCGACCGAUCGGCGCCAGUGCUCGAAAAUGUACAACGGACCUGGCCGGCAUCGCUUGAUUCAGCGACAAAUUUGCGCCGGAUCCUUGGAUGGCAAUCUGGACGCGUGCCAGGGCGAUAGUGGUGGACCCCUGCAGGCGUUCGAGGAAGCUAAAUGUCGGUACCAUGUCAUCGGGGUAGUGUCGUUCGGGAAGAUUUGCGGAUCGGCUGAGUACGGUCUCUAUACCCGGGUUUCCCGCUAUCUGGACUGGAUCGUGGAGAAGGUUUGGCCCGGCGAAUGGUCCAACAAAGAUGAAUGGGCCGACUGCUCCUCAUGCCGCCAGAGUCAGAGUCAGAUCAUUCUUCCAAGCAAGAGGAUCCGUCCAGAAGAGAGAAUGCAGUGGCAACAGUACAGCUUCCAUAGAUGGGACUUUGUAGAAUCGAAUUUCGAUAAAUUCGCGCGGAAUCCCGCUAGCGAAGACGUACGAUCGUUUGGUAAUUCCUGCGCCGCCAUUCGGUGGCAGUGUGGUGGCAGACGAUGGCAGCUCAGCUUGAUUUGUUGGAACCGGCUUUUCGACUCGGUUCCAGUUACGAUCGAAUCGUCGUUGCCGCAGGGAGUUUUUGCCGAGUCCGUCGCCGGUCCGAUUCGUUGCCAUUGGUCGUUGUUUGUGUUUACAAAUUGUUGUGACGACUAUCAGGAUUUGUUUAUUUGCGUGGGAGAGAUCAGGGCGCGCGCGUUACGUUUCGUGAUCUGGAAGUUACGCCGGACGAUACGAGCGAUGAUCUUCCUAACGAUCAUCGUCAUUGCGCUGCUGGACCUUCAAGGUGCACGUGCUGCCGAAGAGGGUGAUCCCUGUCCGCUGCAGAAGGGCGUGACCGGCGUUUGUGCCCCGUACAGUGCUUGUCGGCGGGUUUUGGACCAAGCCGGUAGCCGGAUCCGCAUCUGCACCCAGAACUCCCAGGAAGCGAUUGUGUGCUGCCCCAAGGACUAUCGGGUGCAGGCGCAAAACUUGCUGGCCCAGGACGCCCGGUUAUCCGUGAGCGCUAGAAAAUGUCUGGAAUAUUCUCGAUUGGCAACCCCUACCUUGUAUCUGAGCUCCCUGAAGCCGGACGGCGAUGUCAUCAAAUCGAAAUCGCGCUCCUGUGCCACCGAUAACAAUCUGAUCCUGGGCGGAGAAGCUACGAAACCGAUGGAAUUCCCGCACAUGGCCGCCAUCGGAUAUUGGAACAGCGAUAAGCGCCAGGUCGAGUAUCGAUGCGGGGGAUCGUUGAUCAGUGACCAGUACGUGCUAACGGCUGCCCACUGUCCGUCGGACGCCGUUUCGGUUCGCCUCGGGGACACCAACCUGGUGAGCGACGAGGAUGGAUCUUUUCCGCAAGAGGUCGAAAUCGAUGAAUUUAUCAACCAUCCGGAUCGGAAAGUGCGAACCAAACAUAACGACAUCGCCCUGAUACGGCUCAAAAGGCCGGUGAAAUUCACGUCCCAUGUGAGGCCAGCCUGUUUGUACCAGUCGGAGCAGAUUCCGGAGCGCAGCUUUCUGGCCACCGGUUACGGGGCUGAUGCAAAUUUCGGCGACAACACGAACAGGCUGCUGAAGGUGGUGCUGUCCCGCUUCGAGCAGGCGGAGUGCGAGAAGAACUACAAACAGGUGGUGGACAGCCAGCUGUGCGUGGGCGAUCCGGGCGGCAAGGGCGACACCUGCCAGGGCGAUUCCGGUGGGCCGCUGCAGGUUCGCGGCGUGGACAACGACUGCGUGUUCUACAUCGUGGGGGUAACCUCGUACGGAAGCUUCUGCGGCACCCAGGUGCCCUCGAUCUACACCAAAGUGCCCGUCUACCUGCCCUGGAUCGAGCGAAUCGUUUGGGGGGGCUCGUCCUAGGCUACCUUCCGAUGGAAGGAGAAUGUUUAGUCAUAGGGUAGAUGUGUAGUGUAGGGUAGAGAAAAGAAGAAAAAAAAACGCCUCAAAUUUGCAAGAAACGUCGCGAUUAAGGAAGCUUAGGGUAUUUCCCAUUCGUUACGGACGGAGCGAUAAGUUUAAUUGAGUUGAAGAAGACGACGCUUUUAGCGCUUUUAGUAGACCAACAGAGAGAGAGAAAGAAAGAGAAUUUCCGAAAAGUGUUGGUUUCGGAAGCCAAUCAGCUGUAAGCUUAUAACACGAACUGCAGAGCCAAGCGGGAUGGGAUGGGACGAUUUGGCAUUUCCAGUCGUUAUUAGACUGGCCAGAGGGGAAUUCCGCAACCUCAUCAAGCGCCUUACUCAAACGGGUGAAAACUCGUUUUUUUCUAACUAACCGUAAAGGGGAGAGAAAAAAUUAUUAUUUGUAUACCGAGUAGAAGGUACCGAAACAAAAAGAGAAAUAAUCUAAUUGACAAGUUUUAAGUAUAUUAAAGACAUUAUAUCAGCUAAAA
Uranotaenia lowii is the source of this 3079-nucleotide messenger RNA. RefSeq lists its product as uncharacterized. The record is from RefSeq and is a predicted model, not a curated record. Gene Ontology annotation, biological process: proteolysis. Bases 16 to 2550 code for a protein of 844 amino acids. Gene Ontology annotation, molecular function: serine-type endopeptidase activity. The transcript is spliced from 9 exons. NCBI's taxonomy places the organism in Eukaryota, Metazoa, Arthropoda, Insecta, Diptera, Culicidae.